Molecule: messenger RNA, 796 nt
Organism: Limanda limanda (common dab)
Lineage: Eukaryota; Metazoa; Chordata; Actinopteri; Pleuronectiformes; Pleuronectidae
Product: rho-related GTP-binding protein Rho6-like
Exons: 5
Coding region: 76-774 (232 amino acids)
Biological process (GO): small GTPase-mediated signal transduction
Molecular function (GO): GTPase activity; GTP binding
Source: RefSeq, a predicted model, not a curated record
CUGAAGGGAGAAGGACUCAUUCUAUCACCUCUUACAACCACUGGUAUUCCACCUUUAUUGCCAUCACUCCCCACCAUGAAGGAGAGAAGACUACCCCAGCCUUUUGUAGCGAGGUGUAAACUGGUCCUGGUGGGAGACGUCCAAUGCGGGAAGACAGCGAUGUUACAAGUGUUGGCCAAGGACUGUUACCCAGAGACGUAUGUCCCGACUGUGUUUGAGAACUACACAGCCUGCCUGGAGCUUGAAGAGCAGCGAGUGGAGCUCAGUCUCUGGGACACAUCAGGUUCUCCAUACUACGACAACGUCAGACCCCUGUGUUACAGCGACUCAGAUGCCGUGCUCUUGUGCUUCGACAUCAGCCGACCGGACACAGUCGACGGUGCUCUGAAGAAGUGGAAAGUAGAGAUCCAGGACUUCUGCCCGAGCACACGGAUCCUGCUAAUAGGCUGUAAGACAGACCUGCGCACGGAUGUAUGCACACGCAUGGAGCUGUCCAAUCAGAAACAGAGUCCCAUCUCCCAUGAACAGGGCUCGUCCAUGGCCAAGCAGCUCGGAGCGGAGGCUUACCUGGAGUGCUCGGCCUUCACGUCAGAGAAGAGUGUCAACAGUGUUUUCCGUACCGCCGCUCAGGCCUGCAUGAACAAACUCCAGCCUGCCAGUAAACCCAGCCCCAUCCGCCGCCUCUCCAAGCGACUCCUCCACCUGCCCAGCAAAACAGAGCUGCUCUCCUCAGCCUUCAGCAAGGACAAGUCCAAGAGUUGCUCCAUCAUGUGAAAACUGCAGGGAUCAUGCUCAU